This is a messenger RNA of Catharus ustulatus (Swainson's thrush), 3490 nucleotides long. RefSeq names its product beta-1,4-N-acetyl-galactosaminyltransferase 3 (gene B4GALNT3). Gene Ontology annotation, cellular component: Golgi cisterna membrane. The record is from RefSeq and is a predicted model, not a curated record. The coding region runs from base 12 to 3089 and encodes 1025 amino acids. Gene Ontology annotation, molecular function: acetylgalactosaminyltransferase activity. The transcript is spliced from 20 exons. Lineage: Eukaryota; Metazoa; Chordata; Aves; Passeriformes; Turdidae.
GUCGGAGCUCCAUGCCGCGCAGGGGCGGAGGUGGGAGCGGGGUUUGGAGCUCCAUGCCGCGCAGGGGCGGAGGAUAUGAAAGCUGGAGGGAGCUUGCUAAGGUUCUGUCACACACCAGUGUCCCAGGUGGGGACACAAACCUUCAGCUGGGCUAUCCACACAAGCUGGGACACCAGAUCCAAGAGCUGCAAAUAGGUGGGAGGAAUAAAUCAAAUUAUGCAGCUGUGGACAACCCUGUCCCAUGGAUGCCAGAGUUCCAGGGCCAGGCCAACCUGCAUGUGUUUGAGGACUGGUGUGGCAGCUCCAUCGAGCAGCUCAGGAGAAACCUCCACUUCCCCCUCUUCCCUCACACAAGAACUACGCUGAAGAAGUUGGCCGUGUCCCCAAAAUGGACCAACUAUGGUCUCCGGAUAUUUGGCUACCUGCAUCCUUUCACUGAUGGGGAGUUCCAGUUUGCCAUUGCUGCGGAUGACAAUGCUGAGUUCUGGCUGAGUCCAGAUGAAAAUCCCUCUGGCCUCCAGCUGCUGGCCAGUGUAGGCAAGACAGGGAAGGAGUGGACUGCACCAGGAGAGUUUGGGAAAUUUCACAGCCAGAAGUCAAACAUGGUGAGGUUGUCAGCAGCAGACAGGUACUACUUUGAGGUGCUGCACAAGCAGGAUGACAGAGGAACAGACCAUGUGGAAGUAGCAUGGAGACUGAAUGACCCAGAAGCGAAGUUCAAAGUCAUUGAGUCCCAAUAUCUCUCCCUUUUUGCUAAUGAGACGCUUCUGAAGAUGGAUGAGGUUGGGCACAUCCCGCAGACGCUGGCCAGCCACAGGAGCCCGGCUGCUGACAGCAGCAGGGCACACCCCGCUGACAUGCUGAAGCCUGAUCCCCGGGACACUCUUUAUGAAGUGCCUCUGCUCAGCAAGUCGCGUGUGCGCCGGGCGCUGCCCGACUGCCCGUACCAGCCCAGCUACCUAGUGAAUGGAUUUCCUCUGCAGCGCUACCAGGGCCUCCAGUUCGUUCAUUUAUCCUUUGUUUACCCAAAUGAUUACAGCCGCCUGAGCCACAUGGAGAAAGACAACAAAUGCUUCUACCAGGAAAACCCUUAUUAUUUGGAAAGAUUUGGAUUUUACAAGUACAUGAAAAUGGAUCGGCCAGAGAAGAGCCUGGACUCUGGAGAAAAGACAGAACAGCCAGGCUCCCAGGAGGGGAACCUGGAUGACCUGCAGUACGAGGAGCAGGAUGUGGAGAGCACCAUUGCCCCUGAGCAUGCUGGCACAGGGAGGGCAUGGCCAGCAGGCAAGGCUCCCAGCAGCCUGGUGGGCAGUGACAAUAUUCACGAUGACUAUUCCCUCCGGGAGCGCCGCCGGCUCCUCGCGGUGAUGGGUGACCAUGAGGAGAUGUGGAGGAGGAGGAUGAAAAGGUCUGGUGUCAAAUCAGCCAUGCUGGUCUCUACCAACCAAAGCCUCAGACUGACUGGCCUAGAGGGAAACCCAGUAACAAAGAGACCCCGUUUAAAAGCUGGCCUCAAAGACAAUUCCAGGAGCCUUCCGCAGCAUGCCAGGGUCAUCCAGGGGAGAGUGCCUGUCAGAAGGGCAAACCCCCCUUCUAGGACUGUUUCUCAGCAGUCUCUUGGCCACCUCAGGGACUCAGAGGACACAAUUCCCAACAGGAUAGGAGCUGGAGGAGGCCUCAGCACCACAAGGGAUGAGCUGCAGCCAGCAGGCACCGUGCUAGCUGGGAAAGGAGGUCCAGUCUCUGGCAAAAACAGGAGACACACGGUGAGCACUGCCAGCCCCAGCCCCAGCCAGCAGCCCAGGCUGCCACAGUGGCUGAGCCAGGUGCAGCCCUACAUUGCUGAUCAAAAGAUGGCCACCAACGGGGAUCUGGGUGAAGGAGAUGCUCAGGUGGCCUCUCCUGUGAAGGGCAAGUCUGGAGAAGCAGCAGAAGAGGAAGAGGUGGAUGGGGAGCCAGAGGAGGAGGAGGAGGAGGAUUUUGAUUAUGUACCAGUGUUUGACCAGGCUGUCAACUGGGAGCAGACCUUCAGCCUGAGCAACCUGGACUUCCACAUGCUGCGCACAGACUGGAUUGACCUGAAGUGCAACACCUCGGGAAAUUUGCUGCUAAGAGAAAGGGAGGCCCUGGAAGUUACACGUGUCUUCCUGAGGAAGCUCAACCAGAGGAGUAAAGGGCGCUUCCAGCUGCAGCGAAUCGUGAAUGUGGAGAAGCGGCAGGACCGCGUGCGUGGCAGCCGCUACCUACUGGAGCUGGAGCUGCUGGAGCAGGGCGAGCGCCGCGUCCGCCUCUCGGAGUACGUCUUUGCACAGGGCUGGCAGGGCAGCACCAGCCAUGAGGAUGAGAGGAGGAUGAGGAGCCUGGUGUGGGGCCGCCGGCGGCACCUGAUGGCUGCGGCCAGCGAGCCGGAGCUGUGCUGGCCCCAAGGGUUUUCCUGGAACCACCGGGCUGUGGUUCACUUUGUGGUACCAGUGAAAAACCAGGCACGUUGGGUGCUGCAGUUCAUCUCUGACAUGGAAGAGCUGUUCCAAGUCACCAAGGAUCCCCACUUCAGCAUCAUCAUCACAGACUACAGCAGUGAUGACAUGGAUGUAGAGAAGGCUCUGAAGAGGUCUACCUUGCACAGCUAUCAGUACCUGAAGCUGACAGGGAAUUUUGAACGUUCUGCUGGGCUCCAGGCAGGAAUAGACCUCAUCACGGACCCUCACAGCAUUGUCUUCCUGUGUGACCUCCACAUCCACUUCCCAGCUGGAGUCAUUGAUGCAAUCAGGAAGCACUGCGUGGAAGGCAAGAUGGCCUUUGCACCCAUGGUCAUGAGGCUGCACUGUGGGAUGUCCCCGCAGCAACCUGAUGGCUACUGGGAGGUGAAUGGGUUUGGUCUCCUGGGCAUAUACAAGUCUGACCUGGACAAAAUUGGAGGCAUGAACACAAAAGAGUUUCGGGACCGCUGGGGAGGAGAGGACUGGGAGCUCCUGGACAGGAUCUUACAGGCUGGGCUGGAAGUGGAGCGUCUCUCCCUGAGAAACUUUUUCCACUGGUUUCACUCCAAGCGGGGCAUGUGGAACCGGCGCCAGCUGAAGACAGCGUAGCCUUCAGCCCCAGAGCUGUUCAGCAGCACUGCCCACCAUCUCACCCAGAUGUGCACUUUACUGGGGCACACAGCUGAGUGCCCAAACCCUUCCUCUGCCUCCAGAGCCCGCUGAUGGCAUGGCACAGCUGAGGAAGGAGCGAUCAGGCUGGCGGAGCAGGAGCUUCCCUUGUCAGCUGCUGCAUCCAGGAUGUGGGAUCCGUGUGUGGCUGGGAAGGUGUGCAGGGGAGAUGUCAGCAAGGGAAGGACUUGUAUUUCCUGCCAUGCAGUCUGGUGGAAGGUACAGUGGGAGAGGUGCCUUGUUUCCUGUUGAGUCUUGCACCAAACAAACACAAAUCCCAGCUAAGCCCAGAAUGGUUUAUAUAGAGCAAGGCAGCUUCUCUUUCAAAACUUGAGUGGGGG